CAUUUCUUGGACAUUAAACCACUCAGUAUCGUUCAGUCCUUUUCGAAAGCAGUAAUAUGGCUGUCACUCUCGUAUUGUCGAUUCUUAUAGUUUUGGUGAUUCUCUAUUUCUUCUUGACGAAAAAUUAUAAAUAUUGGCAAAAACGUGGAAUACCUUGCCCAGAUGGAGCCUUGCCCGGUGUCGGUCACUUCUGGGAAGUCACCACACAAAAGAUCACUAUAAGCGAAUGGUGUUGUAGGAUCUACAAUGCAUAUCGGGAUCGCAGUAUGGUAGGAAUCUACAAUUUCAUGACGCCGACGUUGAUGGUCCGCGAACCGGAAUUGGUAAAGACGGUGCUGCAGACAAGUUUUACGAACUUUCAUGAGAAUGGUUUGAAGAUCGAUCCUAAAUUGGAUCCUCUUCUGGCGAACAAUCCUUUCUUCAACUACGGUGAAAAAUGGAUGACCGGGAGAAAGCGCUUGACCUAUGCGUUCUCCAGCAUGCGACUAAAAAUCCUGCUCGAGACCGUCAAGCAGGUGUGCCAGACAUUCGAAGGUUACCUGGACAAAAAAAUAGAUAAAGCUGGAAAAGUGGAGUUAGAGCUAAAGGAAUUGUUCUCCAGAUUCACUUCACAGGUGGUAUCUGGUGCUGGUUUUGGCAUCGAUGGCUUAAGCUUCAACGAAGAGAAAGAGAAAGAUUCUUUCUACGCAAUGGAUGUUAUGGAACAAAGAAGGAAGGAGGCGACACCCAGAAACGAUUUUCUUCAGCUGAUGUCUGAUCUGGAACGAAUAGAAGGCGAUAAGUUUAACUUAGAAAUUCUUACGUCCCACGCGGUAUCAUUUUUCGUCGACGGUUAUGAAACUUCCAGCUCAGUCUUAAGUUUUAUAGGCUUCCACUUGGCUAGUAAUCCAAAAGUGCAGGAAAAAUUACGCGAAGAGGUGAUGUCUGUGCUGAAUAAAUAUGAUGAUGUGAUUACUUAUGAAGCCUUGAAGGAUAUGACAUACAUGGAUCAGGUAAUAAAUGAAUCGAUGAGAAUCUUACCUACUCUGGGAUUCCUAAGCAAGGUUUGCACGGAGGAGACUGAGUUGAGAGGGUCCGAUGGGCUCGUCUGUCGCGUAGAACGUGGAAUGUACAUCAUGAUAUCAAUUAGCGGUCUACAGACAGAUCCACGAUACUGGGAGAAUCCCGAAGAGUUUGAUCCCGAUAGGUUUGGUCCAGAUAGAAAACACAACAUCGAGAAAUUCACCUUUCUUCCUUUCGGCGAAGGACCGCGAAUGUGUGUAGGAAUGAGAAUGGCUCAACUGCAGAUGAAAGCGUGUUUGGCUACGUUUUUGAGAAAAUACAGCAUAGAGCUUUCUCCAAAGACACAGUUACCUUUAAAAAUGAUAUCUUCGACCUUCCUGGCCAAUGCAGAAGGCGGUCUUUGGAGUAUAAUCCAGCCGAUUUAACUAUGAGAUUUUAUUUACCUUUUUUCUUGUAUGAAUUUUUUUGGAUUGUUAUUCAGCCGCAAUUU
Messenger RNA from Atta colombica, 1492 nucleotides. RefSeq names its product probable cytochrome P450 28d1. Bases 57 to 1427 code for a protein of 456 amino acids. The record is from RefSeq and is a predicted model, not a curated record. NCBI's taxonomy places the organism in Eukaryota, Metazoa, Arthropoda, Insecta, Hymenoptera, Formicidae. The transcript is spliced from 2 exons. Gene Ontology annotation, molecular function: iron ion binding; monooxygenase activity; heme binding.